Molecule: messenger RNA, 687 nt
Organism: Eruca vesicaria subsp. sativa (arugula)
Lineage: Eukaryota; Viridiplantae; Streptophyta; Magnoliopsida; Brassicales; Brassicaceae
Source: the annotation of a GenBank genome assembly
AUGGGUGGUUCCACAAGCAAGCAAGACAAACCUAAUAUGAGAAGUGUCAAGAAGGAGACCUCGACUGAAAGGAGCAGAGGAAGAAGACACAUGAGAAGAGAGACGGAUGUGAGAGAGAAAGAGAUGUUUGAUAAACUUAGAGAGGCCGAGAGUGAGUGGGUGAAAGAGACAAAGAAGCUUAGAGAGAAAGUGAAGCGGCUAAGGAAGAAAGUGGAGGAGAAAGAGGAAGCAAAGACAACAACAACAGAGGAGAGAGAGUACUGGAAAUGGGUUGUUAAGGAGAUGUGUGUGGAGAAAGCAGUGAGAGAUGAAGCCAUUGAGAAAUGGAAACAACUCUAUUUAGCUAUCAAGAAUGAGCUUGAUCAUCUCAUCAUCCACACAACUUCUUUCUUUUCUGGAGAGGCAAUGAUGCAAAGGCAACUUGAAGGCAAAGAUGAAACAGAAGAAGUUAAGACAGUGGAGAAACUGAGAAAUGAAGUUAGAGUUAAGGAAGAUACAAUUGAGACAUUAAAAGAGAAAAUAGCUUUGAUGGAUAGAGAAAAGUAUGAGAAGGAAAGAGAGAUUGAUUUACUUAGACAGAGUUUGAGGAUUCUAGGAAGCAAGAAUAAUAAGAAGAAAGGAGCAUCGUUUGCAUCAAUGAAUCUAAUGAUUUUGAAGACCAAAUGUGUGGAAUGUACAUACACUUAA